AUGCCCGUCGCCGCUUCAAUUGGCCGCGCGGACGCGGACGACGCUUGCGUGGAUCAGGACGACGCUUGCGUGGAUCAGGAGAACCGCAGGCACUCGUCUCAGCCGAGGCUCUCUUUACCGAAGUCUCCGCCGCCGCCUGCAACACAGCCUUCGACCCAGCCAAAGUGGCUGUCCGAGAGGGCGCUACAGCUGCUUCGCGACUCGGCUGCCGCAGCCUCAAAGCCGGAGUCUGACGACUCCGAGUGCGGCGAGCCCUUCAGUGAGAUCGACGAGACUCCGCCCGCUGCUGGCGCAGCCGCAGCCGCCCACGCCGCCGCGCCGGGGGCGGAGUCGCUCGUGGACGAUGACGAGCCAUGUUCGUACCCCCUCGCGCGGUGCGCUGCCGCUGCAGUGGGCAGCCAGCCCGGCAGAGCGGUGUCCUUUGCGCUGGCCGUCGCGGUUCUUGGAUCCUUCCUCGGCGCGAUAGCUGCGGAUAGAUUCUUCGGAGCGGACGGAGCAGCCGGCUCCUGCGGCGAUGAGGCGCACGAGACCGAGCCGUCGCUCUGGCACUCUCUGGUCGCUCUACCCCUCUCUGGUCUCGCGGCGGUGCUCGGCCGCUACUCGAGGUGA
This is a messenger RNA of Emiliania huxleyi CCMP1516, 609 nucleotides long. RefSeq lists its product as hypothetical. The record is from RefSeq and is a predicted model, not a curated record. NCBI's taxonomy places the organism in Eukaryota, Haptophyta, Isochrysidales, Noelaerhabdaceae. Bases 1 to 609 code for a protein of 202 amino acids. The transcript has 4 exons.